Molecule: messenger RNA, 3532 nt
Organism: Pungitius pungitius (ninespine stickleback)
Lineage: Eukaryota; Metazoa; Chordata; Actinopteri; Perciformes; Gasterosteidae
Gene: tial1
Product: TIA1 cytotoxic granule-associated RNA binding protein-like 1
Exons: 12
Coding region: 207-1412 (401 amino acids)
Molecular function (GO): mRNA binding; DNA binding
Source: RefSeq, a predicted model, not a curated record
UUUGCGCUAGACCUUGCUCACUACGUUAAGCCCACGUACGCACGUACGCCCGCCCGCUUGCUCUCUGGACUCCCAGCGUGACGUAACGUUAUAACCUGGUGCCCGGUUAGCUAGCUUCAAAGCUAGUUAGCUGACGUCGUGUUGUAAUUAGUUCAUUAAAAGGGUUCACCAGAAUCGGUAAGCAACGUUAGCUGCUGGCUUCGGACAUGGACGACGAAAGCUACCCAAAGACCCUGUACGUGGGAAACCUCUCCAGGGAUGUAACAGAGAUAUUGAUUCUGCAACUCUUCACCCAGAUUGGGCCUUGCAAAAGUUGUAAAAUGAUCACAGAGCAUACAAGCAAUGAUCCCUACUGCUUUGUGGAGUUCUUUGAACACAGGGAUGCUGCUGCAGCUCUCGCUGCCAUGAACGGGAGGAAGAUAUUAGGAAAGGAGGUCAAAGUGAACUGGGCCACCACUCCAAGUAGCCAAAAGAAAGACACUUCCAAUCACUUCCAUGUUUUCGUGGGAGAUCUGAGCCCCGAGAUCACCACUGAGGAUGUCAAAGCCGCAUUUGCACCUUUCGGGAAAAUCUCUGACGCCCGUGUUGUGAAGGACUUGACGACAGGCAAAUCAAAGGGGUAUGGAUUUGUGUCCUUCUACAACAAACUGGAUGCAGAGAAUUCCAUCAUCAAUAUGGGGGGCCAGUGGCUUGGAGGACGCCAAAUCAGGACCAACUGGGCAACACGUAAACCACCAGCUCCAAAGAGUGUCCAGGACAACGGCUCAAAGCAGCUGAGGUUCGAUGACGUUCUGACUCAGUCCAGUCCACAGAACUGUACUGUGUACUGCGGAGGGAUCCAGUCAGGAUUAUCAGAACACCUAAUGCGCCAGACCUUCUCCCCUUUUGGCCAAAUAAUGGAAAUCCGGGUUUUCCCUGAGAAAGGAUACUCUUUCAUCAGGUUUUCCUCUCAUGACAGUGCUGCCCAUGCCAUUGUUUCUGUAAAUGGCACAGCCAUCGAAGGACACAUAGUGAAGUGCUUCUGGGGCAAAGAAUCUCCUGACAUAGCCAAAACUCCACCGCAGGUUGAGUACGGUCAGUGGGGGCAGUGGAAUCAGGUCUAUGGGAAUCAUCAGCAACAGCAGCACCAACAACAACAACAACAACAACAACAACAGCAGCAGCAGCAGCAGCAACAACAACAACAACAACAGCAGCAGCAGUAUGGGCAGUAUGUGGCGAAUGGGUGGCAAGUUCCCUCCUACAGCAUGUACGGACAGACGUGGAACCAGCAAGGAUUUGGAGUAGAGCAGUCCCAGUCCCCAAACUGGGUGGAAGGCUUUGGAUCUCAGUCGGGCCAGGCUGCAGCCUCACCCGGUCAGGUUAUGUCCAACCUGGCCAACUUUAGCAUGGCUGGCUACCAAACACAGUGAGACAGCCCAAAGUGUAGUACCAAGAGAAUCUUGUCCACUCUUUUAGACAACACCGCACUCUUUGAUCUGGGCAGGUGCUGUUUGAAAAAGGGCUGGGGCCAUAUUUACAAAGCCUUUGUAGCUAGUAGUUGCUCCUAAACAACCAGUUUCACAAUUAUGUUUUAAAUGUCCAUUUUAGUCAGAACUGAAAAAAAUAAAUACCACCAUAAUUUAAAGUUUGUUUAUGGAUAGGUACUGCCGGGACCGACCAACUGUCUUGUCCGAGGCGAUGUUACAAGACAUGCCGAGCUUUAGCAUGUUUGGCUCUAUGAAACCUUACCUAGUGUCUAAUAAAGGGAUUUGUGUCAGUGGCUUUCCUACUGGAAAGUCAUCAUUAGACACCAUUAUUUUCCUCUUAUCAGACACUGAAUUAGGCAAUGGGCCAAGCCAUCAAAAAGUUAGUGUAGUCUUUCACAGUCCAAUUGUUACCCGCUCAUAUUUAGAAUUUGACCAAAAAUGUUUCAAAAGCAAGACAUGCACUCAUCAAGAUUUAACCAACGUGGUAUUUAUUGAGUCAUGACGCGCCGGCAUGUCACUGAAACAUGAAAAAGAUUUAAAUCAUGGAUACCUCAAAACAUAAUAGUGUUUAGCAAUAUCUACUUUUUUUCAUGCCAAGGUUUUCUUUGUUCUUUGCAGACUUUUCAAAAUGUUAAUUUACUUGUCAUAUUUUUUUUGUGGAUAGAUUCUGUUCAUUAUUGGUUGAUGGCAUCAAGUAAAUUGAAAAAUGGCACUGAGCCAAAAGUAUGAACCAACCGGCUUAAAGUAGGUCUGCACUUAGCCUAAUCUCAUAGAUAAAAAUGAUUUUCUGUUUUGAUGUAUUAAUGGUGAAUUCUUUGAAUAGAGUCUCUGACACAUCAGCAGAAAGAAGAAACUAUUUGUAUAAACAACUGUCUUUAAAGGAGAUUUAAGCAGGAUGUGGUAUCUAUUGGGUUACCUACACUAAUAGGGGAGGAACCUAUAUUUUCUUUUCUGUUUUGUAUCGGAGAGAUGAGCAUGGUAUUUGCAGACUUCUGAUGGAUUUUAAUUUACACCUUAAUGUUGCCUAGAUUUGACUAAUUUAUAAUCCUCUAUCUUAAAGUAAAGGCUACUGCAUAUAUUGUAAAAAGCUUAACCCCUAAUUUUUGUAAAGUAAACUGACUGCUGAUUCUGGGGGCUGGUUUCCUGGAAAGAUUUUGAAUCUUAAUAAUAAUAAUUCUUCCCUCCUCAAUGACAUUUAGUUUAUAGUCAUGGCUUUCUAACAGCUGGCCUGAACCAGCCCCUAGUGUUUGUUGCAUUGCGUUAUACAUUAUUCAAAAUUCCUCAUACUCUUAACUGGUAAAGACAAAUUGUCCAUUGAUUUAACCUUACUGAUUUGGGGUGGUUUUAUUAUACAAAAGUGAAAGAUUUCCUAAAUGUAUCUUUUAUUUUUCAGGGCAGCGUGCACCUUUUGUAGUGCAUUCUGAAAGGUCACAGUAUUUGCAGUAAAAUUCCAUAUAUUCUCAGAAGUAUUCUUUAGCAAAUUGUGGGACUUCCCAAAGAUAUAGCGCCAUUUGGAUUUGAUUUGUGUAUGAGCCAUUUCGUACAUUGUAUUACACUCCUUUAAGCUCACGCUCGGCUUUGUGUGGAAUCAGCCGACAAGUUCAAUGGUGUUUGAGUUUGUUAAACCCGAGGAAGGUUUGUGAGUGUAAAAUAUCAAUAGUAAACACUAAUCUUCAUGACAUGAAAUAAUGUACAUAUUCAAGGUGGAAAGUUCAUAAUUAAAUAUUGGUUUUAUGAUUGAUGAAUGAGCCUUAUUGCAUAUCAAUAAAUUCAAACAGGCUUUGUUGCAAAUAUAAAUUCUUUUCCAUUGUGGAUUUUUCUAUUUUUGAGUUUGUGUGCCAUUCUUUAGAAAGUAGCAGUAAGCAGGUUAUGUGUAUGCUUGAACUGCACGCUUAUGACAUGUAAUAUAUUUGUUGCUUAUAAUAUUGAAUGUAAUGGCAAUUUGCUUUUAUGACAAUAAUACAUAGGGGUUAAACAAUAUACAUGAUGUUUAAUAAUAAAGAAUGAAAUGAAGUUUCCGUUGAAACGGGAAAACUACGUAAAUAAAGAAACGUUUGAACAUU